UAAAAUACAAAUAAAUUAAAUAAAUUAAAUAAAAGAAGAAAUAUAGUUCAAUUGAAUUCCUCCAGAUGGCUCAGACGUUAACAUUUUUGUCACAAGUGAAAUGAUCCUUGCAGGAGUUAAAAGAGAUAAAUAUCAAAAAUUGUAUAUGAUUCUUCUUUAAGGAAAAUUGGGAAAUGAUGAUCAGGUUAUUCUCAUUUUUAUAUGAGAAGCCUGCAUUCCUUCAUACUUGUUACGCUUUAUGCAGGUUAAACCUCUCUGAUCCCAUUUUACUCUAAAAUAAAACUGCAUUAUAUCUGAAUUUAUUAAAUAAAUAAGUACUUUUAAAAAGUAAAAAUAAUUCAAUUACACUAAAUUAAUUACUAGGAAAUUUUCCUAUUUUUUUGGCAUGUUUAAAUAAAAGUAAUAACAUGUUGUGAUUGAAUUAAACAUGAGUGUUAAUAAUUUAAGUACAUGAUAUUUUGCCACAAAACUAAGAUAUAUAUUAGUUGAGAAAAAAUAUUAAAAUAAAAAUUACAAUGUUGAAAAAUAGUUUAAACUUAAUAAUGCAUUUAUUUAUUUAUUUAGAAUAUUUUCUUAUAUUUUUUGACAUGUUUAAAUAAAAGCAACAACAUGUUGUGGUCGAAUUAAACGAACAUGGUGAGAGAAUGACAGGUGUCCACGAAUUGAAGUAAAGGAGGGAAGGGAGUGGAACGACGCGCGGUUCGGCGCUCGGUUUAAUAUAAUUCAGUGAAGAAAUAUGAUGAAGUACAACAUAUUCCGUAUUACAAAUGUUCUGUUUAUGCAAAAACGGUUCUUUAAAAAAAUACAAGUAAGAGUUAGAUUUGCACCUAGUCCAACUGGUUUGUUACAUGUAGGAGGUUUACGAACUGCAUUAUAUAAUUAUUUAUUUGCCCGUGCUAAUAAUGGUGCAUUUAUUUUAAGAAUUGAAGAUACUGAUCAAUCUAGAUGCAUACCUGAUGCAAUAGAAAAAAUCCAAUGUGAUUUACUAUGGUCUGGAAUCAUACCUGAUGAGGAUCCAAUAAGAGGUGGACCUGCUGGGCCUUACAUACAAUCAAAACGUCUUGAAAUAUACAAAGACCAAGUGCUUAAACUUAUAAAUAAUCAAUCUGCAUAUUACUGUUUCUGCACAGAAAACAGAUUGCAAUUAUUGCGAAGAGAAGCAAUAAAACGAGGAGAAGUGCCUAAGUAUGAUAAUAGAUGUAGACAUAUAAGCAACGAUGAAGUAAAAGCAAAACUUGAUAAGGGAUCCCCUUUUUGUAUUAGAUUUAAGUUAUCUGCUGGAAUAGAAAGCUUUGAUGAUUUAAUAUAUGGUAAAAUAGAACAUGAUAUUGCACAAAGGGAAGGAGACCCAAUUAUUAUCAAAACAGAUGGUUAUCCAACUUACCAUUUUGCAAAUGUCGUUGAUGAUCAUCUUAUGGAAAUAUCUCAUGUAUUAAGAGGAAUUGAGUGGCAAGUAUCCACACCUAAACAUAUAAUGAUGUAUAAAGCUUUUAAUUGGACUCCACCUUUAUAUGGACAUUUACCCUUGGUAUUAAACUUUGAUGGAUCAAAAUUAUCAAAAAGGCAAAGUGAUAUAAGUAUAGAAUCCUUUAGAAAAGAGGGAAUUUUUCCAUUAGCAGUUUUAAACUACGUUACACAUGCUGGUGGUGGUUUUGAUAAUAAAGGAGGUGCUCUUUACAUUGAUAGUUAUGAAGAAUUAAUCAAACGAUUCAAUAUUUCUAAAAUAAAAGUAAGUUCUAAUAAACUUUCACCUCCAAAACUAUUAGAAUUCAAUAGGAUAGAAAUAGCAAAAUUAUUAGCAAAUGAAAAAAAUAAUGCAUUUUUAAUUGAAAGAAUAAAAACGUUAGUCACAGAAGCAUUCCCAAAUAGACAAACUGAUGGAAAUUUACAAUUAGACGACAAUCAUAUUAUUUCUGUAUUAAAAUGGGCACAGCAUAGAAUAUCAAAAUUAAGUGAUCUAGUAUCUCCAAAGUUGGCCUUUUUAUGGCAUAUACCAACUACAUCAUUUGAUGACACUCUAUUGGGAUGUAAAUUAGAUGCGCUUAAAAUAAUAAGUAUGAAAUUGAUUGAAACUGAAAUUCAAAAUUUUAAUAAAGAAUGGAUAAAUAAAUACCUAAGAGAAUUUGCUAAUGAACAUGAAAUUUCAUAUCCAACAUUGAUGAAAGCUUUACGUUUUGUACUUAGUGGUUUAAAGGAGGGUCCACCAGUUUCUGAAAUGAUGGAAAUUUUGGGGAAAGAUUCUACAGUGUUAAGAAUAAAACGCUAUAUUUCCUAAAAAUAAAAAUGUGGUCACAUAUAUUUGUAAAUUUAUAAUUAACAAUACAUUUUGAAAUUAAUACUUUUUAUUAUUCGUAGAAUAAAAAUAAUUUUGAAUAGAAUACAAAUUUUAUAUAUCUAGUCAAUUUUGUUAUUUAGGUUUAUGUUUGUAUUUUAUACGCUUUUAAAUAUAUUAAAAUCAUUUAAUUUUGUAUGUAAUGGGUCACAUAAAAAGCUAUUUCUUUAGCUGUUCGACAUAUAAAUAUUUUUAGUUUUAUGUUAUCUAUAACUUACAAAUAAUGCAUAUUAAGAUACAGAAACAUAUAUAUGGAAAUAAACGAAAUUUAUAUAAUGUCAUAUUAUAUGAUUACAUUUUCUUUGUAUAAGAAUAUCUAUUUUUAAAUAAUACAUUAAAUAUGUUGAUAUUAGUAAUCUUAUAUAAGACUUUCUAAAACUCAAGAGAUUUAUAGUAUUAUAAGACUAAAUUAUAUGAAACCUAUCUGAUAAUGAUAUGAAACCUGAAUAUAAAAUUUAAAAGUUAUGUAAUUUGAACUUUGGAUGAAAUUAUUUACAAUUUUAUUAUUUACAGUUGUUACAUUUCAAUUCCCUGGGAUAAUUGGGAUUGAUUUUGUACCUUUAAAUAAAUGUUCAAUUUUCUAAUACAAUCGAAAUUAUACGUGAUAAAAUGUAUUACCUAAUUACAUACCUAAUUACUUUACUAUUACCUACUUACUAGCUUUUUAAAAUAUAACAUAAAUAUAACAUGGAAUAUAAAUAAAAGGAUUUUUACUAUAAUAGAUAUUGAAACUUAUAAUGGCAGUUUAAAAACAUAAACUGCAAUAUUUUUUAAAUGCAUCGAAUUAAUGUGAAAAAAUAUUUGCUAAUAUUUUUCCAUGAUAAUUGAAUUUAUAUACACAAUGUGCGUUGAAAUAUUCCGAGACAAUAAGAAAUCUAUUAAAUAUAAAAUUACUUACAUA
Messenger RNA from Bombus pyrosoma, 3233 nucleotides. RefSeq names its product probable glutamate--tRNA ligase, mitochondrial (gene GluRS-m). Gene Ontology annotation, biological process: glutamyl-tRNA aminoacylation. The transcript is spliced from 11 exons. The record is from RefSeq and is a predicted model, not a curated record. NCBI's taxonomy places the organism in Eukaryota, Metazoa, Arthropoda, Insecta, Hymenoptera, Apidae. The coding region runs from base 737 to 2275 and encodes 512 amino acids. Gene Ontology annotation, molecular function: glutamate-tRNA ligase activity; zinc ion binding; ATP binding.